Alnus glutinosa is the source of this 1865-nucleotide messenger RNA. RefSeq names its product protein PIN-LIKES 3-like. The coding region runs from base 421 to 1659 and encodes 412 amino acids. Lineage: Eukaryota; Viridiplantae; Streptophyta; Magnoliopsida; Fagales; Betulaceae. The transcript has 11 exons. The record is from RefSeq and is a predicted model, not a curated record. Gene Ontology annotation, biological process: endoplasmic reticulum to cytosol auxin transport. Gene Ontology annotation, cellular component: membrane.
UCUACGACUUCGUUGUCAUUUGUCCUACAUUAUUUUUUAAUUCACCCUUUUUUUUUUUGGUCUAUAUCCUCCAUGUGCCCUGUUUUAAACUGAAAAACGAGCACUCGUGAUGAAGGCCGGUAGGUAAAGCAAUCUCAGAAAUUGCCUUCGUUGAUUUUUUUCGCACGUGGAAUCAUUACAUGGGAAAGGGUCUCAUUGGCGCAGAGCAGAAAGAAGGGUGCUGAGAUUCUGAGGGGUCUAAUUCUCUGAUAUUUUCGUUUUAGCUGGUCUUAAUAUAGUAUAGUUCCAACCAACUCAUGCUCUGCCACGUUGUUUUGAACUGUCAAAGCUGUCUUUCUUAAGACAUAUUUUCACGAGACAAUAUCGGCAUAUUAUAUAGUAGGUUGAAGAUCAUUUUCAGAGUCGUGAAGGGAUCUCAACAUGGGGCUUUUGGAGCUCUUCAUCACGGCAUCAAUUCCAGUCUUGAAAGUGCUAUUGAUUACCGCCCUCGGGUCGUAUCUUGCACUCGAUGGUGUUGAUAUCUUGGGGGAAGAUGCUAGGAAGCAUUUAAAUACUGUCGUAUUUUAUGUAUUUAAUCCAGCCCUAGUGGCCACCAACCUUGGCCAAACAAUAACAAGGGACAGCAUGGUUAAGUUGUGGUUCAUGCCAAUCAAUAUCCUCCUCACAUUUAUUAUUGGCUCAGUUCUUGGAUGGGUGGUUAACCUAAUUACAAGACCUCCUCCACACCUGAAAGGCCUUAUAGUGGGUUGCUGUGCUGCAGGGAAUUUGGGGAACAUUCUUCUCGUUAUAAUCCCAGCCGUUUGUAAAGAAAAAGGAGGACCAUUUGGAGCUCCUGAUGUCUGUCAUACAUAUGGAAUGGCUUAUGUUUCACUUUCAAUGGCGGUAGGAGCCAUUUAUUUGUGGUCUUACGUGUAUAAUAUUGUCCGGAUAUCUUCAAGAAGAAGCACAAAAGAAUCAGGAGUAAAUGACCACUCUAUCAGUAAGUCUGACAUAGGGAGUUGCACAGAGCCAUUACUUUCUUCCACGAAACAUUGCUUGAUAUCAGAGGACCCUGAAGUUCAAUAUGCACUACCCUGCACUAGAUCUGAAACGGAAUCUGAGGUUGCAGUUUCGGAUAAAAUAAAGCAAUAUUUAGAGAAGCUGUCUAGAAAGAUUAAUCUGAAGACGGUAUUUGCCCCUUCUACUACUGGAGCGAUUGUUGGGUUUGCAAUUGGACUUGUCCCUGUGAUCCGUAAGUCGCUGAUUGGUGAAAGUGCUCCUCUUCGUGUAAUCCAAGACUCUGCUUCCUUGUUGGGUGACGGAGCCAUUCCAGCUCUCACUCUUAUUGUAGGUGGAAACCUUCUCAAAGGUUUGAAAGGGUCAGGACUUCAGAAAUCCAUCAUCGUUGGCAUUGUAGCUGUUCGUUAUAUUGCCCUGCCACUGACAGGGAUUAUCAUCAUUAAAGGUGCACAUCAAAUUGGUUUGGUGCACUCUGAUCCAUUAUAUCGGUUUAUUCUUCUAAUGCAGUAUGCCGUCCCCCCUGCUAUGAACAUAGGAACCAUCACUCAAUUGUUUGGAGCAGGAGAGAGUGAAUGUUCUGUAAUCAUGCUGUGGACUUAUGCCUUGGCUUCAAUUUCACUUACUCUUUGGUCAACCUUCUUCAUGUGGCUUGUGGCUUAAAGUUACUCCCUAAUCCCACGCACUGCAGUCUGCAGGCAAUUUUGUAGUUCAGAGAACGUGCUACUGAACUGAAGCAAAGUUUUGUGUCCAUUUUGUAACUCUACAGGAUCUUAAUCCGAGUAAGAGUUUGUUCCUCCUGAUCCAUUCUGAUCACUUGUAUUUUUGCAGGAGUGAAAUAUAUAAAUUAGUGCAAGUAUUUGAUAUAA